AUGGGUCUAAACUCGGACAAUAGAAGUUUCUCACAUGAAGAUAUGUGGUUAGGGAAUGUGGUCAUGAUUGAUUUGCAAGAGGAUGGCAACAUGGAACUCGGCUUCCUUAGAUUAGAGAGUUUGAAGGCUUUCUAUAGUGCAGGUGUUUGUAAGAGAAGGAGUAAAGGUUAUGAGAAAAUGGAGAUAGGAGUUGGGGAAGAUACUUCAUUAAGCCUUGAUGUCACUAACAAAUUAGAGACCCAUGUAAUGGUUGUCGAUGAUGAUUCAACUACUCUUGCUCUUGUUGCUGCCAUGCUUAAAACCUGGAAGUACCAAGUUGUGGCAGUAAGAAAUCCGAUGGAUGCUUUAUCAACUCUCCGAAUAAGUCAUACACAAUUCGAUCUAGUCGUGACCGAUUUGCACAUGCCUCAAAUGAAUGGAAUUGAACUUCAAAGACAAGUAGAGGAAGAAUUCAAAAUCCCUGUUGUCAUCAUGUCAUCGAACGAUGAAGAAAGUGUGAUACUGGAGACACUAGAGGGUGGUGCAGUGUUUUAUUUAGUGAAACCGGUGACCCGCGACGAUCUCAAGAACGUAUGGCAAUACAGUGUUUCUGCUAAGAACAAAGGCAAAGCAGCUGUUGUUGUGGAAGAGAUUGGAACAAACACACACAACGAUAUUAUUGGACAUGGAUCUUCAUCACCUGAUGAUGAUGAUGAUGAUGAUGAGAAAAUGUCAUUUGAAAAUAGUAAUAAUAGAGAUCAAGGAUCUUCAUCCUCAUUUGCAAAUGAAGGAAAAACUAGUGGUGGUGGGACUGAUAUUAAUCGUCGUAAGAAUAAAAGAAAGGAUUCAAAUAAUAAGGGAAAAUCGAAGAAAAUGAAUAAGGAAGACGAUGGUGACGACGACGACGACGAAUCUCGUGCACCCAAAAAGGCCAAGGUGGUUUGGACUAACUCUCUUCAUAAUCGCUUCUUACAGGCCAUCAGGCAUAUAGGACUUGACAGGGCUGUUCCAAAAAAGAUUCUUGAAUUCAUGGCCAUGCCAGGCCUAACAAGAGAGAAUGUCGCCAGCCAUUUGCAGAAAUACCGACUCUUCUUGAAGAGGGUCGCAGAGCAGGGCACAGCUUCAUGCAAGACAUUGACAGACAGGGCUUUAAGGUCAAGCUUUGCAACAGGGCAUCCAUGGCUGAUGUUCAACAAUCUCCAGCAAAACUAUCCUCACAAUCUCAAUCUCCAGAUGGGAAGACAGUUCCAGCUCCAGUUCCAUCCAGGUUUUGGAUUCCCAGCUUCUCUCACUGCUUCAAGCCUUGGCCUUACUCGCCAUCCUUAUAACCAGCAGGGAGCUUCAACUUCCAACGCUGUUACGCCUCGUCUUGGAUACGGACAGUCCUCCCUGUUGAACUACAAUCAAUCCCAUUUCAGUACAUCAUUGUUUGGAAACCGUAAUCUCGUUGAUUAUCAGGCUAAUAAUCGGUCUGUUUUGGGAUCAAACUACGACGAUAUUAAUGGAACAAGUCUCCCAUCUCAGCGGGCAGCUGGUCUCUCAAAUGUACUGUUGAGUGGUACUGCAAGUUCCUCAUCAGGCCAUAUCUACCAGCAACAGAAUCAAGCAAGGCCUCAUCUUUACACAAACACUACUCCACUCUUCGACUUUGGCUCUGAUUCCACCCCCAACACUACUAACAACAACUUUGGAGGAAUCCGAGGUGCCGGUGAUGGGCAGCUCAUUAAUGGACAAGGCCAAAUCAGGUUCGAUAACAGUACUAACCUUUCAAGUGGACUUGAUCAGGGUGGCUAUGGCUUGAUGAAUGCGACUAGCAAUAGUAAUAACAAUGUGAAUCUGUCACCUGUUCAGACAAACCAAAUCCCAUCAACAUUUGGUAAUAAUGUGGGUCAGCAAGCAAGUGCUACAGAGCUUCCACCAUUGCCACAACAGCAGUAUCAUGAGCUUAGUGGUAAUAAUAAUGGAGCUGCUGGAGGAGAAAAUUUUACUUCCAAUCUGCUUAUCAAUAAUAAUAUUUCCAAUCCUCCAUUUGACAACAAUGCUCAACAGCUUGGGGGUACUGGUGACCUUAGUGACAUUUUCUUGCAACCCACCACUGAAUUUCAGAAACAAGAGGGGAAAAGUGUCCAGGGAGUUGACUUCAUGGAGGGCUCAUUUGAUGCUGACGUGAGUCCAACUUUCAGUGAACUCCUGAAUAUUGUUGACUUCCCUAGCUCUUACCAUGUUGAUGACUAUGAUCCUUGGGAUGAACAAUUACUUGGCCAGAUCCCUGGUACUGAUGAAGUGAGGAACCCUAACUUGGGUGCAAAUGCAUAUCCUCUAGAAGGUUACACUCCAAUCCUUAAAGAGCAACAGAACGGGGGCUCUCAUAUCAUGGACUCUGGCGAUGAGCUCAGUCGCAUAUUUCAGAGAGGCAAUGCAAACACGGGGAAUCAGCAAUCUAAUGAUCUGGACAUGGAAGAUGACUUCCUGGAUGCCCUGCUAGAUGGGAGUGCACCAUUUUGA
This is a messenger RNA of Tripterygium wilfordii, 2484 nucleotides long. RefSeq names its product putative two-component response regulator ARR21. Gene Ontology annotation, molecular function: DNA binding. Bases 1 to 2484 code for a protein of 827 amino acids. NCBI's taxonomy places the organism in Eukaryota, Viridiplantae, Streptophyta, Magnoliopsida, Celastrales, Celastraceae. The transcript is spliced from 11 exons. The record is from RefSeq and is a predicted model, not a curated record. Gene Ontology annotation, biological process: cytokinin-activated signaling pathway; phosphorelay signal transduction system.